Molecule: messenger RNA, 918 nt
Organism: Sphaerodactylus townsendi
Lineage: Eukaryota; Metazoa; Chordata; Lepidosauria; Squamata; Sphaerodactylidae
Product: dual specificity mitogen-activated protein kinase kinase 1-like
Exons: 5
Biological process (GO): protein phosphorylation
Molecular function (GO): ATP binding; protein kinase activity
Source: RefSeq, a predicted model, not a curated record
GGGGGUUUCUCGGCUACCCAGAGCUAUUCAGCCACCUGUUAUUUACACGGCGUUUGUUUUUGUCAUUUUGUCGACGCAGCCCGAAAGAUUACAAGGGACUCACUAUUCGGUACAGUCAGACAUCUGGAGCAUGGGGCUGUCUCUGGUGGAAAUGGCCAUCGGCAGGUACCCAAUCCCUCCUCCAGAUUCGAAGGAGCUGGAGCUCAUGUUUGGCUGCCCCAUCGGGGGCGACUCCCCGGUCUCGGAGGCAUCCCCCAGGCAAAGAACCCCAGGCCGGCCACUGAGCGCUUAUGGUUCCGAUGCCAGGCCGCCCAUGGCGAUUUUUGAACUCCUCGACUACAUUGUCAAUGAGCCCCCUCCAAAGCUUCCCAGCGGAGUCUUCAGUCCAGAAUUCCAGGACUUUGUAAACAAAUGCUUGAUCAAAAACCCAGCCGAGAGGGCGGAUCUAAAACAGCUCAUGGUCCACAUGUUUAUAAAGAGAUCAGAGGCUGAGGAAGUGGACUUUGCAGGCUGGCUGUGUUCCACCAUCGGCCUUAACCAGCCGAGCACCCCGACGCACGUGGGCUGAGUUUCAACCCUCAGGCUCUGCCGACCAGAACCCAAGUGUUGCUGCCCUGCACCCUUCAUUCCACGUGAGACUGGAUGAGGACCCAUCAAAACAAACAGGAGCAACAUGCGUGAAUUUUUUCCAUCCCGAACCCCCACCCCUAGAGGCGUAGCUACCGGGGGCAGGGCGGGGGCGGGUUGCACGUUGCACCGGGCGCGCGCUGGGGCAGGGGACAAAAAAUUCAGGCUGGUGUGUGGGUUUUUUGUAUUUUUAGUGUUUUUUUCCAUUUUGGCCUGCAAGGGGCGCAGUUUUUAGGCUAGCAGCACCAAAAUUUCAGGGACUUUUCAGGAGUCUCUCCUGAUGAUACCACC